AUAUUUCUUAUUAACUAAAAAGUAUAUAGAUUGAAGUGGUGUUCUAAUAUAAGUUUUUAAUAUUAAUUUAAAUAUAAAAUUAUGACUACAAUUUUUUCAUACAAUAAUGGUCAUGGAAGCUAUCCUCUCAAUCACGGAGGAGCAUAUAACGGGUCAUUUACGACACAGGCUGACUAUUUUAAUAACUCUGGUAAUUACUGGUGUGAAACAUGUGAUAAAGGAUUUCAAACGGCACACCAACUCGAAAAGCAUAAAUCAGCACAUCAGAAAUGCAACAUAGAUGGAUGUCAAUUUAUAGCACAUCCAAAUAUCAUCACAAAACAUAUCCAAAUGCAGCAUGCUACUGGGUUAUAUAAAAGAAUAGCUAAGUUAAAUGAUCCUGAAGAAAUAAAAAAAUGGAGAGAAGAAAGAAAAAAGAAAUAUCCCACAAAACAAAAUAUAGAAAAGAAAGCAGCCCAAAUCAAAGAGAAAGUAGCAAGAGGGGAAAAAAUGGGAAUGUUUGAUUCAAGAAAAAAUAGAAGGCCAUUUGGCUCAUUUCCCAAUAAAAAAAAUACUACACAUAGAAGUUACGACAGCAAAAAUAUGAAUGACAGAAACAGAAAUAAGUUAGGAUUUAGACCAGAGAAGUCUUGUAAUAUUAUUUUACCUACAGCAGAGGAAUCUAGGACACUAAAACCAUUUGGUGGUUUACAAGAUUUAAUGAUGGAUGAGAGUGAUGAUGAACACAAUAAAGAGGAAAUAAAUAGUAAUGAUUUAAUAGAAGAAGAUGAAUAUGUUUCUGAAACACCUAUAGAAGAUGAAAGACUACCAGACAAUUCAGAAACAAAAGUUUGUGGAGCUUUAACUUCCUUAAUAUGUAACUAUGGUUCAUCCGAUGAAGAAAAUUCUGACACGGAGCAAAAGGAGACAAUGUCAAGUAAAGAAAAAAAAUUAGAACCAAAAACCAAGAAGAGUGAAGUAAAAGACAUACAAUUAUUGAAUAGUGAAAAACCUAAUGGUCUGAAUUUAGGAGAACCUAAAGCGCAAAAUCUUGUUGAAGAAGACAAAGCACAUGAAAUGGAUGAUGAUAGUGGACCAGAAGAAACAAAAAUAGUAAAAAUAGACAACAACGAGCCUCAAAAUAAUGGCAAUGAAAUAGGUAACUCGAUAACUAAAAAAAAUAAAAACAAAUUAUUAGUAAAUAUGAAGAAUAAACCAAAUUUUCGUCAUGAUACGUUCAGACGUAAAUUGCCAUCCACACUCCUUGAAAAGUUGUUAUUUAAAGAAAUUCAGAAAGAACGUAAUAUAGUCCUACAAUGCAUAAGGCAUAUUGUACAAAAUAAUUUUUUUAAGUCAAGUUAGA
Molecule: messenger RNA, 1342 nt
Organism: Aricia agestis (brown argus)
Lineage: Eukaryota; Metazoa; Arthropoda; Insecta; Lepidoptera; Lycaenidae
Gene: Nufip
Product: nuclear fragile X mental retardation-interacting protein 1
Exons: 3
Coding region: 82-1341 (419 amino acids)
Biological process (GO): box C/D snoRNP assembly
Cellular component (GO): nucleus
Molecular function (GO): RNA binding
Source: RefSeq, a predicted model, not a curated record